Molecule: messenger RNA, 3345 nt
Organism: Carcharodon carcharias (great white shark)
Lineage: Eukaryota; Metazoa; Chordata; Chondrichthyes; Lamniformes; Lamnidae
Gene: tmprss4a
Product: transmembrane serine protease 4a
Exons: 13
Coding region: 129-1499 (456 amino acids)
Biological process (GO): proteolysis
Cellular component (GO): membrane
Molecular function (GO): protein binding; serine-type endopeptidase activity
Source: RefSeq, a predicted model, not a curated record
UUUCACUCGGCAUUCUCUACUCACCUGGGUUUUCUUAGAUCAGCUGACAUCACUUGCUGCUUUCAUAGAAUGAGCACUUCCUGCUCACUGUGAGCAAGCUUAAUGUUCUAGCUUCUGUAGCUGCAACAAUGGUUAAAAAGUCCCUAAAGGCACGGGCGAGCGUGACAUCAAGGGAGGAGACGGAUGAGUUUGUUAGCCUCAAACCUUCACAUCCAACUAUUCCAGCGGAUCCAGAAAUGGCUGCCAGAUUUCCACUCAGAAGCAAAAUGUCAAAAAAGAUCAUUAUAACUGUGCUGAUAGUCCUUACAGUUAUAGCAAUUCUUGGAGUCAUCAUUUAUUUUGUGAAGGUUGCCAUCGACACAUAUUAUUACUUCUGUUCAAAAACCUUUAAGUUCAUUCCUCGCGAUUUGCAGUGCAAUGGAAUCUUGGAUUGUUCUGAAGGUGAAGAUGAGCUUCAGUGUGUGAUAAACGUCACGUUCCGAGGGCAAUUCCCAGUGCGUGUAUAUGGACUCAACUCCAUUCUACAAGUGAAAGAUUCAAAAACCCACAAAUGGAAGAGCGUGUGUUACGACAGCUGGAGACCUAAACUUGCAGAAGUAGUGUGCAACCAGCUAGGUUACUCCAGCCAUCCUGUAGGUAGUCCCGUGGAAAUUAAUCUUUGGCCCUCGCACAAGAUAAUCAACAAAGUCACCAACCCUACUUCCGUUCAAGAUGCGUUAACCGAGGGGAUUUGCUACUCCGAUAAGAUUGUCUCUUUGGUCUGUGCACGGUGUGAACGAACUGCCAGUGACCGGAUUGUGGGCGGUAUAGAUGCCAGUAUCGAUGAAUGGCCCUGGCAGGUCAGCCUCCAGUACAAAAAACAGCAUCUGUGUGGCGGGAGCAUAAUCAAUUCCCAGUGGAUCCUGACUGCUGCACACUGUUUCCCAGAGGAGUAUCAUCAGAUUGCAAGCUGGAGGGUGUUUGCUGGGAGUGAGACACUCUACUCUGGAGGAAGAAGCUUUUCUAUUGUGAAAAUUGUCACAAAUACAAACUACGACCCACAGAGCAGUGACUAUGACAUUGCACUCAUUAAAGUGAGAUCACCUUUACCUUUCACAGAUUAUAUCCGCCCUGUUUGUUUACCCAACUACGACUCUCCAAUUCGAAAGAACAUCUUGGCAUGGGUCACUGGCUGGGGCUACACAAAAGAAUAUGGUAAAGUGUCAACCAUACUUCAACAGGCUAAUGUGUCGGUAAUUGAACGGAACGUUUGCAACAGGAGACAGUAUUACAACGGGCAGAUCACUGACCGUAUGCUGUGUGCGGGUUACCUGGCUGGCAAAGUGGAUGCAUGUCAGGGGGACAGUGGGGGCCCAUUAGUUUACUACUUUAGGCACUGGCAGCAAAUUGGGAUCGUGAGCUGGGGCAGUGGAUGUGCGCGUCCCAAACGUCCCGGAGUUUACAGUGACGUGACUGCACUGCUCGAUUGGAUCUACCAUGUCAUGAGUAUGCAGCAGUGAGGACGAGAGGUUUUGUGGAAGUCCACCUCAGGCCUGGGCGUAGUUUCCUGGAUUUGUGGGAGACCUUUACUCUGUGCACUUUAUUGAAGACUUGGGAGGGACCCAGUGAUUUGCCUUUGAAUUGUUUUGGUUGUCUUGCCCUUUGCUGUUCUGCUUUCAAUGCAAGAAUACAAAAAUCCCAGAUACCAGCUGCCUCAGCGACCCUCUUGUAAUGGAGCUUGGGCAAAUGCCCGAGAUUCAUGGUUACCUUUUUUAAUCGUUUACCUGUGUUAAAUUGAAGAUUGUUUACAAUCACAAUGGCAUCAAUAUUGAAAUGUGUCAAGGACAAGGGGGUGGGGUUUGCUAAUUUAUUUUUUAGGAAAUGACUGUCACGAUUGUUAGUCAUACCCAGGCACCUCCCAGUGGGUCAAACUUCCACACUUCUAAGUGGAAAAAGUGUCCUCACCCCGAAAAAAAAUCUCUUAAUUUUUUGACCGGAAGUGACCAAUUGGACAACUAGAUUUUUUUGAUUCUUUCUGAUUGGCUACUUUUGGAUAACAACCAGAUUUUUGCACAGCAGAUUUCAGGGUGACCAAUCAACAAUCGGAUUAUGGGAAGGAAUGUUUGAUUGGUGCAAAUAUGAAGGCUAGUGCCUUAUCUUCAAUUUGUUAUUUGUCUUAUUAACCUGCUCCGCUACAUUUAAUGAAAAUAAGACUUGUAUGUUUACAUUUUAAAAAAAUAUAUAUAUAAAGCAGUGAGGUGAGGGGUUAGCAGACCCCAACUUUCAAACCCAUUACCUAAAGAGAGAGAACUAUAUUUUAUGUGUUUGAUAUACACUGAAAAUGAGCAAUGUUAGUGUUCAGAAAGGACACACAAACCCAUUUCAGGUACCUUUGUUGAUGUCAGCAAUGAGCCAUCCCAGAUCUGGGACAUGACAGGGUAAACCUUCUCCUUCCAUCAGGCACCACUUUCCAGGUGUGGAUGUGUUGGAUGCACAAGGGAAGACUCUUCACUCUGCCCAGCCUGAAGAUUAAUUCUAUGGCACCGUCCAUUUCCUACACCAGCCUUUGAUUGCACCUAUUCUAAGUGAGAUUGAGGGGUCUGGGUGUAGUUUCGGACUGAGGCUGGCCAAAGUCAUCUCAUGUGGGGAGGAGGCUGGGCUGGAUUUCAGUACAAUUUCUAGAGGUGACUGCCAGUAUAGGAAACAGUCAACUGUAGUUAGACUGACAAAGCCAAUGAGCAUAAACCUGAUGAUUUCAUAGGCUCAGGGUGAAUCUAAUUUGUUUUAUGCCAAUUAUUAUUGCCAUGUGUAUUGUACAUGAUUUUAUAGAUUUUUGAAUGUUUUCCAUUCAGUAAAAUGCAAGGUGAGUUUUCGAAUUAGUAUUUCUUUUUGUUUUUUUGAGGCAGCUACUUGAACCAGGGUCAAUCCUUCCUUACAAUUGAUGUGGAACUGAGGUAAAGGACAUAUUCUUAUUAAAUGAUGUACUAAAAUGGGGAUGAGAAAUGUCUGUUGAACAUGGGGCCUAUUUGGCACAAUGAAGGGCACUGUCCAGUCUGAUACUGCCCCAUUUUUCAUUGUUAUUGACCAGAGUUCACUGAUGCCCCUUGGGAUGAUACAAGGUCAGUUCCUGUCAGGUUUGUGCUUGACUAUCUUUCAUUGUGCUGAUACCCUCUCCUUAUCACCAGGACAAGGGUUUAAGGCUUCCGCGAUUCACUGCUUUUUCUCUCUUGGUCCCCACAUCAGGUGACUGAAGUUUUGACCUUGAAUGUUGGAACCAAAUUGUGUCAACAUUUUUUUUGUCCUUUUUAUGUCUUUGUACCUGAAUUUUCAGAUUGGUUUUUAAAUAAAUAAUUGACCGUUUUUUCA